AUGACUGCCAAGACAACGUCAUCUCAAGGAUACCAAGCACCCGUCAGUUCCGACACGGGUGCGGAAGCGACAGAUCGUAACACUUCCAUUGCUUGCCUUAAUCUACGACGUGAAUGUUGGAAUCCACUGAGUACCGUUGUCAGACUACGCGAGGGAACGAGAACUAGAUCCAAAGAGAUGUGGGAAAGAAGUGAUUCAUAUACGGCUAAACUGGUCUACUCACCUAUUGAUGCUCAGCUGGAUCCAAUGAGAUGUGGGAAGGAAGUGAUGGGAAAAGCUACAAGUCUAGCUAACACGGCCAAGCUAUAUGCUGAAGAAAACGCCAAGACAAUUUUAUUCAACCAAUCCCGACACUCCGUCAAUUCCGACACGGAGUCGGGGCUUGCGGUAGUUUUCCUCAGUGAACACUCAUCUUCCGUUACGACCCGUACCCGAAGAUCUGGGACCGGAAACGGCGUGGACGGCGUGAGAGCUUCGGCGAAGGGGGAUGAGGAGGACUAUGAGGUAUCUCCUGGCUUUAACGAUGUGCAAGGCAAGAGAUUAGAUAUUCUAAGAGAAGAAGCAAUCCAAAUUGAAACAUCCCGCCUUUUCUACACGCCCUGGGGCAACCUCACUGCCAUUGUAUAUCGCGCGUCACGUCGGCGAGUACCUUGCCGAACUAAAGCAGUCGGCAUCAACGUCAAGGAGCAGCGGUGGACGAUGCUGGAAUCACUGAGUAGGAUAAAGAAGGAGGAGGAGGGAUUGCGUGUCGUUGGCAGGUACGUCAAUGUUCUUAUGCAGCAAAUGCAUAAAGGCAUUGGAUAUUCCGGGGGCGUGGGAAAGCUUUUCCCAUCACUUCUUUCCCACAUCUCAUUGGAUCCAGCUGAGCGUCAAUAG
Messenger RNA from Dioszegia hungarica, 876 nucleotides. RefSeq lists its product as uncharacterized. The record is from RefSeq and is a predicted model, not a curated record. NCBI's taxonomy places the organism in Eukaryota, Fungi, Basidiomycota, Tremellomycetes, Tremellales, Bulleribasidiaceae. Bases 1 to 876 code for a protein of 291 amino acids. The transcript has 10 exons.